Molecule: messenger RNA, 2441 nt
Organism: Balaenoptera ricei (Rice's whale)
Lineage: Eukaryota; Metazoa; Chordata; Mammalia; Artiodactyla; Balaenopteridae
Gene: GPN1
Product: GPN-loop GTPase 1
Exons: 14
Coding region: 31-1155 (374 amino acids)
Molecular function (GO): GTPase activity; ATP hydrolysis activity
Source: RefSeq, a predicted model, not a curated record
UAUGGUCGAGUGGGCGGAGCCAGGAGCAAGAUGGCCGCGCUCGCAGCUGCCCCGGAGCCGCAAGCUUCCGGGGGUCCCCGGCCGCCAGUGUGUCUGUUGGUGUUGGGAAUGGCGGGGUCUGGGAAAACCACCUUUGUACAGAGGCUCACAGGAUAUCUGCAUAGUCAGGGGUGUCCACCUUAUGUGAUCAACCUGGACCCAGCUGUGCAUGAAGUUCCCUUUCCUGCCAAUAUUGAUAUUCGUGACACUGUGAAGUAUAAAGAAGUCAUGAAACAGUAUGGACUUGGACCCAAUGGUGGCAUAGUGACCUCACUCAAUCUCUUUGCUACCAGAUUUGAUCAGGUGAUGAAAUUUAUUGAGAAGGCCCAGAACAUGUCUAAGUAUGUCUUGAUUGACACACCUGGACAGAUUGAGGUAUUCACCUGGUCAGCUUCUGGGACAAUCAUCACUGAGGCCCUGGCAUCCUCGUUUCCAACGAUUGUCAUUUAUGUAAUGGACACAUCUCGAAGUAUCAACCCAGUGACCUUCAUGUCCAAUAUGCUCUAUGCCUGCAGCAUCUUGUACAAAACCAAGCUGCCUUUUAUUGUGGUCAUGAAUAAAACUGACAUCAUUGAUCACAGCUUUGCAGUGGAAUGGAUGCAGGAUUUUGAGGCUUUCCAAGAUGCCUUGAAUCAAGAGACUACAUACGUCAGUAACCUGACUCGUUCAAUGAGCCUGGUGUUAGAUGAGUUUUACAGCUCCCUCAGGGUGGUGGGUGUGUCUGCUGUUCUGGGUACAGGCUUAGAUGAACUCUUCGUGCAAGUUGCCAGUGCCACAGAAGAAUAUGAAAGAGAGUAUCGUCCUGAAUAUGAACGUCUGAAGAAAUCGCUGGCCAGUGCACAGAGCCAGCAGCAGAAAGAACAACUGGAACGACUUCGGAAAGAUAUGGGCUCUAUAGCCUUGGACACCGGGACUGCCACAGGCAGCUUAUCUCCUGUGCUGGACCCUUCUGACUUGAUCCUGACUCGGGGAACCUUGGAUGAAGAGGAUGAGGAAGCAGACAGUGAUACUGAAGAUAUUGACCACAGAGUUACGGAGGAAAGCCGUGAAGAGCCAGCAUUCCAGAAUUUUAUGCAAGAAUCAAUGGCACAGUACUGGAAGAGAAACAACAAAUAGUUUCUAAAGUCCAAAAUUUUGGAACUCUGUGUGAAGGGACUAUCCUUAUCUCUGAUUGGGGGCUACUAUAAAGGACAAUUUUGUUCAGGAUAGCAGUUUCUCUUAUUAGUGAAAUCUCCUGACUCAGAUGAAGCCAGGCAUAGAAUACAUUUGGACCUGGCAGGUAGAUGCUGAUUCCCCUUGGCAUUUUCCUUGGAUUUAUGCAAGGAAGGAUAUUCUGUUUUUGGAUGCUGAUAUCCCUUCAAGUCUAAAACUGCAAGUUUUAUCAUUUGAAUGCACAUACUUUUGCUGCUGAUGGACAGAACAGAGAGAGAACUUAGUAGGCUGGAUCUGUAGCCUCUACUUCUCCAGCAUCUUGCCUUUGAACCUGUACCACGAGUUCCCCUCCUUUUAGCAGAAAGAGAGAGGGGAAACAGGAGCUUGUCCAGAGUGGCAGUGGAGGAGUCUUCUUGGCAACCAAUCAAUCUUGGUAUGAAAUGUGCCUCACACUGGGUAGCUCAUUGUAGAACACCAGGUUCAUUGAAGAAAGUGGGCAAAAUAUUGUUAACAAGUAAGAAUUCUACUUUAGAGGGUGACUUGGAUAAAGAGUUUUUAAUCUUAACUUUGUUGUAAGCCUGCUUGUCAUAAUUUCAAAUACGAAAAUUAUCACAAAUAGUCACUGCAGUUCAGAAGAGAGGUUUAAAGCCACAUGAUGUUUACUGAAGUUCCAUGUACAUACCACACCUAGUAACCAGGUACAAAGCCAGGCCCUGUUUGUUUUGUACUUUAACUUAAUGCAGUGUAUCCUUAGUGAUUUACUCAAAGGCCACGGAUUUGGGUCAGUUGCACAUUCCAUAUAUAACAGCCCUGGUAAGGGUUUGCUUUGCCUCCACAUUCUUCACAGUAUCUUAAAACAUUAUACAUUUCUCUUAAGGAAUUUUAUUCCUGCCUAACCUGUAUUCCAGAUCACUGGUUCUCAAAGUGUGGUCUCUGGACCAGAAGCAGCAGCAGCAUCUGGGAAGUUACUAAAAAUGGGACAUUCAAGACCUAAAUCAGAAACUGGGGGGGGGGGGGGGAGGCGGCGUGGGGCCAAGUAGUCCGUUUUACUAAAAGGCCUCCAGGGGAUUCUGAUGCAUGCUAAGUUCAGAACAAUAUUCUAACUCAAACAGCCUAUGACGUAAUUCUAGGCCAGGUGAAUAUCAGAUAUCAAUGUGCUUAUGACCUGCUUUAUCACAGUACCCCUACCUUGACCAUCUGGUGCCUAUUCUCUAACAUUCUAAAAAUAAAAGUGUUUUGUUUUACAUGAA